UUCAGUCGGUAUCGGAGCAGCGUCGGGCUCGCGUCGCUCUCUCGUCGCUCGUCGGAGUAGAGUGUGCAAGCUCUCUCGGUGCUGCUGCGCGUGCAAUAAUAACAGAGAGGCAGAGCGGAGAGCCCACUCCGCGUGUGUCUGUGUGUUUGAGUGUGUGUGUGUGUCAGUGCUUGAUAUUAGUGUACCGAGAAAACGCAUACACUCUCGGAAGAGGGGCCUACAUAGAUGUAAUAUAGCAGCUGAGAGCAUUCGUAAGCUCGACGACUGCACCGCAUUUUAUUAUUGUUAUUAUUAUUAUCAUACGUCCGAGUGAUCGAGAGUAUCGAGUUCACUACUCUCCGGUGUCACCGCACAGUGAAUAAUAAGAGAAAGAGAGGAGAAAGGAGCUUUUUCGCAAUUCGGAAAAGCUCACGUCGACUACUACCUAGUGCCGUGUACGUGAAAUAAUACAAAGUUUGCGCGCCGGCGCCUGCAGUAGCAGAUGGGGAUCGAUCGUACGACGACGUCGACUACCAUCGUUGCUUCUGCUGCUGCUACUGCUACUACCGCAGGCGUUGCUGCUGCUGCUGCUGCUGCUGCUGCCAAGAUAACGUCGUUGCUCCCAUCGAGCAGGUAAUCUCACUCGAGAAGUCGGAUUACGUCGUCGUCGUGGUCGUUGUUAUUGUUGUUGCAUCGUCGUUUUGCGGACACACACAUAUCUCUCCCUCAUCCUGUUUUUCUACGUAACAAUAACAAUCGAUGCCAUAAACGGCCUUUAACGACGGAUAAUAAUAUUGAAAGAAAAAAAACAACGACAACAACACGACGCUAAAAAAAUGGAUCCAGCCACGGGUCAAAAGAAGCAGGUGCGAGUGGGCUUCUACGACAUCGAGGGCACGAUCGGCAAGGGCAACUUCGCCGUCGUCAAGCUCGCGAGGCAUCGUAUCGUCAAGUCAGAGGUGGCCAUUAAGAUAAUUGACAAGAGCCAGUUGGACGAGACGAAUCUCGAGAAGGUGUAUCGCGAGGUCGACAUCAUGAAGCAGCUCCAUCAUCCGCACAUCGUCAAGCUCUACCAGGUCAUGGAGACGAAAAAUAUGCUCUACAUCGUGAGCGAGUACGCGAGCCGCGGCGAGAUAUUCGACUACAUAGCCCGCUACGGCCGCAUGAGCGAGCCCUGCGCCCGCACCACCUUCGCCCAGAUCAUCUCCGCGGUGGAGUACUGCCACUCGACGGGGGUCGCGCAUCGCGACCUCAAGGCCGAGAAUCUCCUCCUCGACGCACAGAUGAACGUCAAGAUCGCCGAUUUCGGCUUCAGCAAUCGUUUCGCCCCGGGCGAGCGUUUGAGCACGUGGUGCGGCUCGCCGCCCUACGCUGCCCCGGAGGUGUUCAAGGGCAAGCACUACUCCGGCCCGGAGAUCGACGUCUGGAGCCUGGGCGUCGUGCUGUACGUGCUCGUGUGCGGGGCCCUGCCCUUCGACGGCUCGACCCUCCAGUCGCUGCGAGAUCGCGUGCUGAGCGGCAAAUUUCGCAUUCCCUACUUCAUGAGCACAGACUGCGAGAGCCUGAUCAGGAAGAUGCUGGUGCUGGAGCCGUGCAAGCGCUACACGAUACCGCAGAUCAAGCGUCACAGGUGGCUCGGCGGCGCCUGCGACCAGGUGAGGACGAGUCUGCCCAGCGCCGUGCCACCCGCCCUGCAGGAGCCCAACGAGCAGGUACUCAGGGUCAUGCAGAGCAUCGGCAUCGACGUGGCACGCACGAGAGAGUCGGUGCGGAACAACAGUUACGAUCACUUCGCCGCCAUAUACUUCUUCCUGCUGGAGAGACUGAAGCAGCAGCGCAACUGUCCCAAGGACGAAAAAUUCAAGUCCAGAGGCCGCGAGGAGCUCGGGCGCAACGGCAAGCGCUUCAGCUCGACGAGCUCGUCCACGGACGAGGGCUGCUGCAGCGCCGAGGGCGACUUCGAGGACCAGAUACCGUCGGGCGACGAGCUGCGCGACGCCCAGAUCAAGCUCGAGGAGCACCGGCUCGGCCUCGAUCGCGACAUCCACCAGCGCAACGACAGCCAGAUCGUCAAUCGCCGGCUGAGCGACUAUCAGCAUCAGCACUUCAGCAACGGCUCGAACAUCGCCAGCAUCGGCGCCGCUACUAGCAGCAAUAAUAGCAACAGCAACGGUGGUGGUGGUACCAGCAGCGAGACGUUGACCAGCAAUCAAGACUCGGCCAUUGCCAGCGAGUCGAUUCAGAGCAACAGCAACGGCAACGGGGGCGUGAUACGCCACGCUACGACCAACAACGGUGGCAGCAUCUUCGGCGCGAGCAACGGCAGCGGCAGCCACAACGGCGGCAGCGGCUCGUCCGAGUUCUUCGAGUCGAGCUUCGACUCGGGCUGCCCGCCCGACUACACCACGACGACGUCGACGAGCUGCUUCACCUCGAGCCUGCCGAGCUGCACGCCGCCGCCGCCCAAGAGUCCGUCGCCCGUGGCCAGUCGAUUAUCGAGGGUCGCCGCCCAGGGUAGACGUGCCUCCGACGGUGGGCCGAGGCUUCUGCUGGCCCAGCAGGCCGCCAUCGAGCGCGUCGUCAAGCAGCGCAGCAUCCAAGAUUCGGGCAAGGCACGCGGCCACCUGGACCUGGUGCACCUGCGACCGCCUCCGGCCUCCCCCCAGUCCUCCCAGUCGGGCCACCAGUUCAAGCUGCGCAGCGUCGACUCGGCGGGCUCCCAGCUCCAGCUGCUCGUCCAGCAGCGCAUGCUCCAGCAGAAGCGCAAUCUGUAUCAUCGGGCCCACCGUACGGGCAGCAGCAACGGCAGCAGUCCGACCCCGGGCUCGAUCAACGGCUCCAUGACCCUCCACCAUCACCAUCAUCCGGCUCACACACAACUCGACGGCGGAGGUGGCGGCAGUCAGUAUCUGCUGUCCCGCCAGGACAGCUGCGGCUACAAGCUGGCGCCGGCACAGCAGCGCCUGCAGCAGCACUAUCACUAUCCGCAGCAGCAGGCCCACCUCAAUCCGCUGCACAAUCAUCACAAUCAUCAUGGCAAUCAUCAUCAGCAUCAUCAUCAGGUUCAGCAGCAUCAGCAGCAGCAGCAGCAGCACAGAUUCAACGAGCACGACUUCGGCAGGGAGCGCGAGAACGACGAGCGCUGGAAGAGUCUGCCCUCGAGGCUGGCCGCCGAUUGCCAGCUGGCCGAGAGGACGCUGCUCUGGAGCCAGCAGGUGGAAAAUCUCGGCGGGGGCGCGUCGUACCUGCCCCAGCACCACAGCAACAACGCGGCGGUGGCCAACAACGGCUUCCUGUGGCCGACCCAGGGCAGCAGCAAUCCGCACUCGACCAUCUUCGAGAACAGCCCCGGCGACCCGAUGGAAUGACUAUCGGACAUAAGGGCUUCCUUGGCCAACUGCACAUUGAGGCUGAGGAGCUCGAGCGGCUCGGGAUCGCGCAGGACCCUCGUCAGGCUCUAAGUUAAUCGCGCACAUACACAUAUACAUUUCGACUGAGUUAUUACAAAUUGUUAAUAUUAUAAAAUGCGUCAGCGAGUUGUUGGGUAAUAAAUAAGACUUGUUAAAGGAUUGUUGAAUUAAUUGUUCCAAGCCUGUUGAUAGAAAAGAGAAUGAGAGAGAGAAAAAUGUAUAUCGAAAGUUGAAAUGGGAAAAAAUUUAGAGCUCAGUCGUAGUUUUGCUUGAAUAGUAUAUUAUACACACACGAAGGUAUCUAUAUUAUACGAUAUACACAAUAUUGCAUCGUCCAACGAUCGGGUUUUCGUUAUGUUAUAUACUUGCGACAUUUUCGAUGAUAUUAUUACCGAUUUUGGAGCGUCGCUCCGAAGUGAUAUAAACAUAUUGAACAAUCUAACACGAUAUAUCAGCUAAACUAUACAAUAAAAAAAUAAUAAUAAUAAUAAUACACGCAGAUUACGAUCGUAUUGUUACCGAAAUAAUAAUAAUUAUCGUUUAGUCGGCUUCUGGAGACUGCUUCGUAAAAAUGUGUCGAACGUCAAUACAAAACACGAAAAAAAAAAGUAUAUAGAUAUAAAAUAAUUGAUAAUUAGAGAUAUUGCGGAUGAUUUCGUCCGCAGAGCUCGAACGUGGACGAAUUAAAAAAAAAUAAUAGAUUAUGUAAAUAUUAUAUAGAGAGCUUUCGAAUCAUUACGUCGUACUAGAUGAUAUGAUGCUGAUUGAUUUUAUAUUACAAAAAAAAAUAAUAAUAUUGAUAAUUAGUCAAAGUUAAUAUGUACGUGCCUCGUGCUACCCUGAUUUCCAAAAAGAUUUUUAUAUUUAUUACCAACGAAAAUUGAUGCGAGUAUCUUCGAACGAGUCAAUUUUUACAAUCGUCUAUACACAGCUGCGCCGAAGUUAUAUGGAAUAAAUUGUACACACGUCGGUAGUAUCUUAAGAUAUCAUUAUUGCGACUUUGGCUUCUAUACUCUGGAAUUUCGUUUCGAUGGCAAAUUUCAAUAUUGUAAUAUGUAUACUCGGUAGCACGACGAACUAGAAAUGAGAAAAAAAAAUAUGAAAAUUUACGACUGACGACGAAAAUAUAAUGUAUAUCUAUCGCUAUAGUGUUACGAUAAAAAAAUAAAUAAUUGAAAAUACAUAUUACUUGCACGGAACGUGCAAUUUUAUCAUAGACUGAUUAAAACAAAAAAAAGAAAGAAAGAAAAAACCGAAAAAAAUAGAAAAUCUAUAUAUAACACCAAUGACACAUGCACAUCACGCGCUAUGUAGUGGAAGGACAACCGAAUGAUAAUGAAACUGCAGUGCUCGAGAGCCAUUACGACACUUUUUCUACCGGAACAAUUUUGAAGAUGGUCCAAAAAAGAUUUCUGCGACCAAAUCCUGUAAUAUCUAAAAAAAAAAAAAAAAAUAAGACUUAUAGUCGAGGAAAUGUUGAGAAAGAAAGAGAGAGAAAAAAAACUAUUAUCGGGUGAUGCGAUGCGAUCCGUGCGCCUAACGAUGCCAAUUAAUGAAACAAAUUAACUUUUUCAAUGAAAGCAAUGUUAUGAAUUUACUCGUGGUAAUUGAAUCAAUAAUUUUAAUAUAUAAUAUCGCCGACAACGAACAGUGAAGCCCGCGAUGAUGUGUAAUCAUCGACAAUCAUGGCGACGAAGCACGUGCUGACAAUUUAAAUGAUAUAUCAUUCUUUUUUACGAAAAAAAAAAAAAAAAUUGAGCAUCGAUUAACAAAACCAUCAUCUUAUCGACGUACUAAAA
Messenger RNA from Trichogramma pretiosum, 5188 nucleotides. RefSeq names its product serine/threonine-protein kinase par-1-like. The transcript is spliced from 10 exons. Gene Ontology annotation, molecular function: tau-protein kinase activity; ATP binding; protein serine/threonine kinase activity. Gene Ontology annotation, biological process: microtubule cytoskeleton organization; protein phosphorylation; intracellular signal transduction. NCBI's taxonomy places the organism in Eukaryota, Metazoa, Arthropoda, Insecta, Hymenoptera, Trichogrammatidae. The record is from RefSeq and is a predicted model, not a curated record. Bases 816 to 3347 code for a protein of 843 amino acids. Gene Ontology annotation, cellular component: cytoplasm.